AUGGGUAGAAUUAGAUGCGGUUACUGCAUUCUCAGGGUGAACAUGGUGAAAUAUCAGAAACUAGAUACUCUGGAAAAUAAAGAUAGCAUAAAGUUUGCUGCUACACAGAUGAGAAUGAAAACUAACAAGUGGUGUCCGACUAAUCAAUCACUAUCCUUCGCAGAUAUGGUACAUGGAACAAUGGUGAAAUAUUCGGAAAAUGAGGUUAGGAACAUUAAUAUCAGGCUAGUCAGUUUCUCAAAAUGUAGUCAUGACUGUGUAAUGGUUGGUGAGGCCAUUAACAUUCAAAUUAUUGGGGAGUUACCCAUGAUUCUUUCUUUGGAAGGUAAGCAUGAAGCUACAGUUCAUUACAUCGGUUGCAUGAAUGUUAUCUUUAAAUUUGUAAACUCCAAAAUGGCGAAGGUGUUUCAUGAGAACCAACAAAACUCGAAUAGAUGGUUUAAAUUGCUAAAAAUGAGGUUCAACGAUGACCUGGUGUGUGAAAGAUUAACACGGGUAAAAAUUCUUGGUUUACCUAUCAGAUUUCAUUCAUUUGAAAAUUACAUGAAGAUUGUAAAUGCAUUCAGAAAAACGAUUGAAUCUCCAUGGACUAAAGGGGUUGAAUCGAGUGAUUUUGACUUAUAUUAUGGAUUUGUAUGUGUCCUAACUAAAACUAGAACGAUCAUCAAUGGUGAAAUAGAUGUUUCCUUUGGUAAAAAGAAAUAUAAAGUUGGUGUGGUGGAGUGUGAUAGAGACUGA
Messenger RNA from Lactuca saligna, 738 nucleotides. NCBI's taxonomy places the organism in Eukaryota, Viridiplantae, Streptophyta, Magnoliopsida, Asterales, Asteraceae. The record is from the annotation of a GenBank genome assembly.